Suillus paluster is the source of this 1874-nucleotide messenger RNA. RefSeq lists its product as uncharacterized. NCBI's taxonomy places the organism in Eukaryota, Fungi, Basidiomycota, Agaricomycetes, Boletales, Suillaceae. The transcript is spliced from 3 exons. The coding region runs from base 1 to 1527 and encodes 508 amino acids. The record is from RefSeq and is a predicted model, not a curated record.
AUGUCCGACACGCAGUCUAUGUUGAUAGACGGUAUAUCGGCUCAGCCUUCCGUUCCCCCCGCGACUUCUGCUUCAUGGACGGACAUUAUUCCUGCCGAUAAACAGGACCCGUAUCAACUUCCAAUCGGAUUGGAUCUUUCGUUUUUUGACAACAUCGAAGCCCACACGACGACUGAUACUUGCGUUUUCACUGGCGAGUCAUUUUCCGAGCACGACGCUAUUUUUGAGUUUGCAUGUGAAGAUUAUUGCAGUACGUUCUUUUCGAGCUCAGAACAACGGUCGGACGCACCUGGUGUCAAGAACCCAGACAAUCGAUGUGCGAUAUCACCGCGGGUUGGCCUUGGCGAGACAGGCAACGACAAGGAGGUCUCUUCCCAACAGCCAGUCGGCUCUCCCGUGUUAUUUUCCAACCACGAGGUUAUCGUCGAGUUCGCAAGCGAAGGUUAUUGCAGUUCGUUUUCUGAGCAACAGUCCGAUGCACCUGGCGGAGUCAAGGAACUAGAUAGCCAGAUCACGAUAUUGCCACGGGUUGUUCUUGGUGAGAUCAGGGAAAGCAACAAUGAUGGGCCCGUUGUGUUCACCCGAGAUGCCAGUUCCUGUGCAGGUGUUCCUUCGUUUGAGGAGGUAUCUCCCAAGGAGCCCCUUAGAUCUCGUCCUUCACCAAGAGUCUCUGUUGAUAGGCAACUCGCUAACAAUUCUUUCUCAUUCAAGUUGAUAUUGGAGAGUCUGGCGCACAAUCCUGAGUCUCUAUCGUACAUGGUUGAACCAUUCCCUCCGCCUUGCUCAAACGUUCCAGCCAACGAGUGCCUUGCCGUAGAUGGUGCUUCGACGUCCGGUACAAUCAUCUUCACCGCUAACGAUUCGGUGUUCUCUGCUCUCUGCGCGCUCCCUGUGGUAGACGCUGACUCCGACACGUCCUGUGCCGACCUUACCUUGGUAAUAGAAGGGUCGAAAUCACCUGUCGCUGCUCCUGCGAAAACCAUGUGUCCACUAUCAGAGUCAAUUCCUGACAAUAUCAAGGUCAUUCAUGAUGCCCUCCUCGAAGCUGACGUAACGCUUGUCGGCCAAGAUAACGCCCAAGGUGACGACGUACCGGAAGUCCAUACAAACGAUCAGGCCGCCGAGAUGUACAAUAUCGAGUCCGCGUACACCGCAUAUUUCUUAUCGACACCGUGGCCGGCCCCUGGCAGAACCAGAUGUAAGGAUGGUGGAUGGACGACUUCGCACUGCAUCGUUCUUGGCGAGGAUGGCCCGGGUCCCGGAGAUUACGAAGAAGCCGACGCUUUCAUCCGGGAUGCAAUUUCGUGGGCAACAGAUUCUUUCUGCCCGACGACGCUUCCCGUUCCUGUUUGUAUAUCGCAGCCUCCAUCGCCCGAGUCGUCGCCCGAUUCCCUGGAACCAGUCACAGGCCAAAUGAUACCAGAAAAAUUUGUCGACGCUGAUUACGAACGGGAGAUAGAAUCGCAAGUGGAAGAUACGCUCGCUGCUAUUAUGUUACUCCUGGACGUCGGAGACGGUGAUAAUUGAUCGAUUAGUACUGGAGUAUAGCGAUUACGAGUAUCAGGAUCCAAAGUAUGGUUCUCCCGUUGCAUGUACCUUAAGCCCUUUGUUCGGGCUUUCUGGUGACCUGACAAACCCUUAAACCCCUCCCUGGUGUCCGAACGAGUUCGGUCGAGCGUAUUCGUACGUCAAGAACUGAUGACCUACCCUAUUGGCAUCUACGGUCCUCACCCGUCGCAAGCUCAUCCUCCCAUGUAAAAAUAUCUCCUCUCUGCUUCUGCCUCCUAGAAUCUGUCGCGGACUUUCGCAUUCAUUUUUCGCAGCAUCUUGAGUCAUACAAUCUAUACUCGCGCGAACACGAACCACGCGGACGC